AUGGAGCACUUGAGCAAAGCUUUUGCAGCCGUUACCAGAGUCAGCGAGGUCAUUAGCCGAACGGCACAGUCUGCGCAGGAGCUAUUGAGGGACCAGGAGCUUAGGAGCAAGGGCAUCCAGACCGUGCUGACUGGAGCGCAGACUCGUCUGCAAGGAAUACAGAACGGCAUCGCGCAGCGUGCUGGGAGGAUUCAGGAGCGGCUACUGGAUAAGCGGCGGCAGCUGCAGGGGUUUCUGAUGUUGCUUCACAGUCUGGAGGAGCGCUUCAACGCCACUCAGCGUGCCUGGCAGCUGCAGGCGCGCAGGAGGGACCCCGUGGAUGUGCAGUUCGGGAGGCAGGUCUUUGAAAAUGCACCGCAGUGCGAGCACCCUGGGGCCGUACAAAACAUGUUAAUGGACGAUGAUGAUGACGUGGACGAUGAUGACGCGAAUGACGGUGGUGGCAAUCUGCUGGACGGCGGAGGUGGAGGCGGAGGCACACCAAGCCUGACCCGUGGGUCAGUGAGCAGCGUCCGCGACUCGGGCGGUGCUGCCGCCAUUCCCAGCUCAGGCAGCACCGCCAGUCGUUUCGCGGCCGUAGCUGCGGCGCUGGGUUUUGCUCGUCCCAUCUCCGGAAGUGCACUGCCAGGAAGUCCCAGCGCUACCUCUCUGAGCAGUCUGUCUCGUCGGGAGCGCAGCGUCUCUGGCAAGUUCGCCGCCGCCGACACGGCCUCGGAGGCGGCCCAGCAGCAGCAGCAACAACAACCCUACACACCCGUACACACACGAACACAUCAGAUCAUCAGCGGCGCCAAUCCGUCAUCACCACCGCCGCCGCCGCCGUCCUCGUCACCCGCGGGGGGAGCGGCGGGUCCUCCGUCGGUCAGGACGUCCCGGGGAGCUGCGGCCGGCGGCAUCUUGGACGACGGCUGGGAGCUGGUCGGUGGCGUGUGGGGUACGACAGAUGCCUCGGGACUUCCGGGCUCGGAGCCGUUGGUUUCGGGGCCGACUGGCGGUCCACCCCAGCCCGAAGCGAUUCGGAUCAUCUUGGAGCGCUUGGAUGCGCUGGGUCACCUCGCCCUGGACGAGUCUGGCAGUGACCCGGUGCUGGUGGCUCAGCAGGCUGUGCUGGAGGCCAUGAUGCAGGUGCCUUGGGAGGGCGGUGUGGGGUUGCCGGCGGACUACCCUGCAGAGAGCCGCUUUGCAGUGCUCAACGAAAUGACCGCAGGCCAGGAAGAAGUGGACGAUUCUAUUCUGCGAGACAUCCACCGCACCUUUCCGGAGCAUCCGUACUUUGGAAUGGAGGCGGGACAGAGGUCUCUGUUCAGGGUCCUCAAGGCUUAUUCCCUACAUGACCUGGAGGUAGCAUAUUGCCAGGGCAUGGCUUUCAUGGCAGGUGUUCUUCUGAUGUACGUGCCGGAGGAGAUCGCGUUCAGGUUGUUUUGUCGGCUUAUGGACCCCGAGGGGCCCAAUCUACGCCGCCUGUACCUGCCGGGGCUGGACCCGCUCAAGGCGAUGCACCUCUCAGAGUACGGCCUUCCUCCCGUACUGUACGUCAGUCAAUGGCUUAUGACGCUCUUCGCGACGCCCUUCCCGCCGGCCUUCUGUGCCCGAGUCAUAGAUGUGCUGUUGCAGGACGGUCACGAUCGGUUGCUGCUUCGAUGCUCCUUCGCAAUCAUGGAGGUACUGGAGCCUGGACUGCUUGCCCGACAUGACUUCGAGGCGCUUAUCACGUACCUCAAGGUGUUGUUAGUGGUGGUCGUGGUCGUGAUGGAACCGGUGACCUGGGGUCUGGGUCGCCAACGGGCCAUCAUGGAGCGAGCACUGGCAAGCCCCCUCACGGACGCGGAGAUAGACGUGGCGCGGGAUACGGUGGCGAACCGCAAAUUCCUGGCGGCGGCGCUGGCGGCGGGUAGUACGUCGGGGUCGGCUGCCGCAGGUGGCGACGCGGCGACGGCAGCACCGGAGGUACUAGGUAGCGGCGGCAGCAGUAGCGCCGCCACCGCCGCCGAAGCGGCGGACCCGUCAGCGGCGAUGCACCAGCGGAAACUCAGCCUUGAGGCGGAAGUGGAUGCGGCGCUGGAAGUAGCAGCAGCGGCGGCGGCGUUGACGGCGGCGGCUGAUGUCGGCGCUGCUGGGUGCAGUCGCGGCGGUUUACGGGAUUGGGACGCGGACGGUCGCGGUGGAGCGGGGGCGGCAGGGGUCUGUGCUGCGCGCACCGCCGCACGGGGCCGAUUCGGUCCCGAAGGUGGCGACAUGAUUUCGUUUGAGGAGGAGGAGGGCACGAGCAGGUUUGGUGCUGCUGGCAGUGCCGGCUACGCCUCAGCGGCAGCGGAGUUGCCCAGCUGCAGCGGCGGAGGCAGCUCUGCGCCGCCGCCAGGGGGAGGCUGGGAACCGGAGUGGCCCGUGGGUCAUCAGAUGUCAGGAGCGGGGUCACACCACCACAGCGGCGUGGAGCCAGCUAGCAGCUCCACCGCUACCGGAGCAACGGCGGCGCGGCGACCCUGCGGCAGCGGCUGUCCAUCUUACGGCAUAUCGCCGUCGCUCCUAGACGAUUUGGACUUGGGCUGUGGUGGCGGCGGUGCCGCUGCCAUCGCUACGGGACGUAAGGCCCCGGAUCUAGAGUACGGAGAGUACGGGGAGAUGCUUAUGGACGCCGGUGUUCUGCUGCCGGAG
This is a messenger RNA of Volvox carteri f. nagariensis, 2655 nucleotides long. RefSeq lists its product as uncharacterized. Lineage: Eukaryota; Viridiplantae; Chlorophyta; Chlorophyceae; Chlamydomonadales; Volvocaceae. The annotation marks the transcript as partial. The record is from RefSeq and is a predicted model, not a curated record. The transcript has 16 exons.